AUGAAAGAAAGUAGCCGGAAGCAAGGAGCGGCGUCACCGUGUGCGGCUUGCAAGCUUUUGCGGCGGCGGUGCGCUCAAGAUUGUGUUUUUUCGCCGUAUUUCCCGGCGGACGAGCCUCAGAAAUUCGCCAAUGUUCAUAGAGUGUUUGGUGCUAGCAACGUUAACAAGAUGCUUCAGGAGUUACCGAUCCACCAGCGUGGAGACGCCGUGAGCAGCAUGGUCUAUGAAGCUAAUGCAAGAGUUCGUGACCCAGUGUACGGUUGCGUAGGGGCAAUUUCGUCCCUCCAGCAACAAAUUGAUGUGUUGCAAGCCCAACUAGCUCUGGCUCAAGCUGAAGUGGUGCACCUACGUGUUCGCCACUCCACCAACUUCCAGGGCCAUGGGCUAUGCCCGGAUAGCCCGAGUAGCAGCGGCUCACCUUCAUCGAAGCAAGUCAGUCCACAAGACAACAAGGGCAUGUUUAGCCAUAUGGACAUGGUGGAUGAAGCCAGUUUGGGAGAGUCUAUGUGGUCUUGCUAG
This is a messenger RNA of Microthlaspi erraticum, 519 nucleotides long. Lineage: Eukaryota; Viridiplantae; Streptophyta; Magnoliopsida; Brassicales; Brassicaceae. The record is from the annotation of a GenBank genome assembly.